UUUUGUUUGAUCUUUUCAAUUUUAUUUUAUUCCAGAAAAUAUGGCUAGUCAGACCCAGGGUAUCCAGCAACUGCUGAUUGCAGAGAAGAGAGCUGCAGAAAAGGUGAGUGAGGCUCGGAAGAGGAAGAACAGGAGAUUGAAGCAGGCUAAGGAGGAGGCUCAACAGGAGAUUGAGAAAUAUAAACAAGAGAGGGAAUUAGAGUUCAAGAACAACGAGGCGAAACAUGUUGGUUCCAAGGAGGACAUUGCCGCCAAGAUUGAGAUGGAUACUAAGGUUAAGAUUGAAGCGAUGAAUAGAAGUGUUGCUACUCAUAAGGAUCCUGUAAUUGAUUCUCUGAUCCAGCUGGUAGUGGAUAUCAAGCCUACCAUUCACAAGAACUAUAGACAAGCCUAAA
This is a messenger RNA of Eurytemora carolleeae, 395 nucleotides long. Its product is annotated as V-type proton ATPase subunit G. Gene Ontology annotation, cellular component: vacuolar proton-transporting V-type ATPase complex. The record is from RefSeq and is a predicted model, not a curated record. NCBI's taxonomy places the organism in Eukaryota, Metazoa, Arthropoda, Copepoda, Calanoida, Temoridae. Gene Ontology annotation, biological process: proton transmembrane transport. The transcript has 4 exons. The coding region runs from base 41 to 394 and encodes 117 amino acids. Gene Ontology annotation, molecular function: proton-transporting ATPase activity, rotational mechanism.